UUCAGUGCGUUACAUGACAGCCAGUGACGCAACUUAAUUAGUUGGUCGUUUCAGUUGGAACAUAUUCAAAUUUGGUUUAUGGAAAUGGCCUUCAAUGGAAUGGAUCUCACGGAUUCCCACCAUUCAUUCAAUAUGGGUUAGAGUGUAAUACAGUAGUUUGUUAAAAAAGUAACUGUUUGCUGUGAGUUGCUGAAGUUAUUUCAUAAAUCCCAAUACAAAUGACGUGAAUAAAGCUGUGAUAAUGUCUGGACACGCUGUAGUUGUUUGGGAAUAUGAGCAUAGGACUGGCUAUUGGAAACCAUACAGUCCUCCUGUAACCCAACACCUUGAAAGAGCUAAUGUAAAGCAGCUUACAAGAGUUCUGCUCUCGGAUGCAGACCCAAAUUUAUUAAAUUAUUAUGUCAACCUAAGGACUUUAACUCAAGAGAAUGAAGAUACUGAUCAAGUUAUUAGAGUGCGCAGGAAGUGCUAUCCACAGAGUUCCCCAGCUGGUAAAGGGGCAAAAUGGGAAGUGGCCAGUAUUGAGCAUAAUAUGAAUGAAUGGCAUUCAUUUGAUAUGGACAUACAAUGUCUCAUUGAAGAAGCCUGGGCUAGGGGUGACCAAACUAUUGAUAUGAGUAAAACUAAAUUGGGCUUCCCUUACAUCAUUAAUUUUAAUAAUCUCACACAAAAAUGGUUAACCAAUGGAUAUAUAAGGAAAGUUAGGAGGAUGAAGCAAGCUCCAUACCCUUUAAUUAAAGUCCAUUUAGAAGAAAUACCAACUGUUACAGGGCGCCGCAGCUCCGAAAUCAGGAAAUCGGUGAAGGCGUCGACGACGUCGAAGAACAACAACAACAAUACUAGUCCAGUCAGCGAAAACACGAAGGCAAAGCCGACAAGCAAAAAGAAAUCGAGCAGCAAAACGAAGAACGGUAGUGAUAACAACAAUACAAGCACAGUAAAUUUAGCUAGGACAAUUUUACACAAUUUAAAUAUAUUUGGUCACAAGUCGAGCAAUAGUACGCCGGCACAGCAGAAUAUCAACAAGUCUAGCAAGAAUUCCGUUUUGGAUGUGGACAGUAGUAGUAUUAAAUCAGGGAGGAGGCCCAGUCUGGAUACAGUUUCGACGUAUUUGAGUCAAGAAAGUCGAGAGAGUCAAGCAACUUCUUCCACUGCUGAUCUUCUCAAUUGCAGCGGGGACAGCAGCGAUGCCUUGGAUUCACCAGCCAUUGUCGGAGUCGAUGCUGCAAGUUCGAUAAUUUCCAAAUACGUUAGAGUCUCACAGCCUACGGAAUGGGCUCCAAGACAACCAUGUCCAUCAUGUCGAGCAGUUCUAAAAUCCACAGCCAUAGUAGUUGCAUUACCAUGCAAUCAUGUAAUCCAUUUAGAUUGCUUGAAUUACUCGUUGACCGAGCAAAUGAAUCAACGCACUCACAUGCACAUACAAUGCGGCGUUUGCGGAUGCGUUUACGGUGAGAAGCAUGGAAACCAACCUCCAGGUUCGAUGGAAUGGUGUUUACUGGAACGAGGCCUUCCCGGCUAUUCGAACUUUAGGACCAUACAAAUAGUUUACAACAUUCAAUCGGGUAUUCAAGGAGACGAGCAUCCAAAUCCCGGAUGCGAUUUCUACGCCGUAGGCUUUCCUCGCACCGCUUAUCUUCCUGAUUGUCCUCAGGGACGUAAACUAUUACAAUUGUUGCACGUUGCCUGGAAGAGACGACUGAUUUUCACGGUGUCGAGAUCGCACACGACCGGUUGCGAAGACGUCGUGGCUUGGAACAUUCCGCACAAAACCGAAAUCGGGCCCAGCAAGAGCGGACACGGAUACCCCGACGCCGGUUACAUAAGCAGCUGCUUCCGAGAGCUCGAAGCUCUCGGCAUCACCGAAGAUGAUUUCGACGGGGACCUAAGUUUUAAUAAGCGAUGAGUAGCUUUAGUUUUUUUUUUAUAUUAUUUAUAUUUAACGAGUGUUUUGUGAUUCUUUUAUAAAUUGGCACCAACGUAGAUGAAAUCUACGGACUUCGGAAU
Messenger RNA from Nicrophorus vespilloides, 2007 nucleotides. It is a transcript of the gene dx, whose product is annotated as protein deltex. The coding region runs from base 242 to 1906 and encodes 554 amino acids. Gene Ontology annotation, biological process: protein ubiquitination; Notch signaling pathway. NCBI's taxonomy places the organism in Eukaryota, Metazoa, Arthropoda, Insecta, Coleoptera, Silphidae. The transcript is spliced from 8 exons. Gene Ontology annotation, molecular function: zinc ion binding; ubiquitin protein ligase activity. Gene Ontology annotation, cellular component: nucleoplasm. The record is from RefSeq and is a predicted model, not a curated record.